Molecule: messenger RNA, 5422 nt
Organism: Myxocyprinus asiaticus (Chinese sucker)
Lineage: Eukaryota; Metazoa; Chordata; Actinopteri; Cypriniformes; Catostomidae
Product: tripartite motif-containing protein 3-like
Exons: 13
Coding region: 313-2631 (772 amino acids)
Biological process (GO): negative regulation of translation; protein polyubiquitination; proteasome-mediated ubiquitin-dependent protein catabolic process
Molecular function (GO): ubiquitin protein ligase activity; protein binding; zinc ion binding
Source: RefSeq, a predicted model, not a curated record
UCUUUCUUGCUUUCUGUUGUGGAUUUUAUCAUGCACUUAUUUCAGUAGGUUUGAGAAGGACUGUGAUGAAUAAUUUACUGCAGUGUCUGGCCUCUCCCUUUCAGUCAGCUGGGCUUCUAUGAUACACACACGCAUGCAAAAACACACAUGAGUGAAACGGACGCCGUGUAGAUACAGAAUCACUAAUAUCUCAUCACCCUGCAUGCAUUUCUUCACUUGUGUGAAACGACAGUGUGCGUGUGUAGAGAGUGUGUAUCGGGGUGGAUGUGCACAUAGGGAAAGGUGUGUCCUGGCCCCCGGCCCCCUCUGUGGAUGUCUGUUACCAUGGCAAAGUUUGAGACAGGCCGCACAAGCCCAGUGGUCCGGCAAAUAGACAAGCAGUUCCUGGUGUGCAGCAUCUGUCUGGACCACUACCACAACCCCAAAGUCCUGCCCUGCCUACACACCUUCUGCGAAAGGUGCUUACAGAACUACAUUCCUCCUCAGUCCCUAACGCUGUCCUGCCCGGUGUGCAGACAGACCUCCAUCUUGCCGGAGAAAGGUGUGGCGGCACUGCAGAACAACUUCUUCAUCACAAACCUUAUGGAGGUGCUGCAGAGAGAUCCAGAAUGUUCUCGGCCAGAGGCCUGCAGCGUGUUGGAGUCCGUCAGUGCUGCAGCCGCUGGGAUACCGCUCUCCUGCCCCAAUCACGAGGGCAAGGUGAUGGAGUUUUACUGCGAGUCGUGUGAGACAGCCAUGUGCCUGGACUGCACGGAGGGAGAACACCGGGAGCAUGUGACCGUUCCACUGCUGGAUGUUUUGGAACAGCACAAAGCAGUGCUGAAGAACCAGCUGGAUGCCAUACGUAACAGGCUGCCCCAGCUAACAGCAGCCAUUGAGCUGGUGAAUGAGAUCUCUAAACAGCUGAUAGAGAGGAAGAACGAUGCCGUCAAUGAGAUCAAUGUGACAUUUGAGGAGCUGGAGAGAGCACUACACCAACGCAAAGCUGCACUCAUCACAGACCUGGAGAACAUCUGCAGCACCAAGCAGAAGGUUUUGCAGGCGCAGUUAUCCUCCCUUCUGCAGGGAAAGGAGCACAUCCAGAGCAGCUGCAGUUUCACCGAGCAAGCCAUGAACCAUGGCAGCGCCACCGAAGUCCUGCUGGUCCAAAAACAGAUGAGUGAGCGUGUUGGCGCCCUCGCCUGCCACGACUUCCCUGAAUGGCCUCACGAGAACGCCCACUUGGACUGCCAGAUAGAAACAGAAGGUCUACGACGCUCCAUUCAGAACCUGGGCGUGCUGUUGACGACGGGUGCUGUGGGACACACGAGUGUAGCCACGGGCGAAGGGCUCAGACAUGCCCUGGUGGGUCAACACGUGACCGUAACUGUUACCACGAAGGAUAAGGACAGCGAACUUGUGCGAAAUGGUAACGCGGUGCUCCGAGCAGAGAUAACGGGGCAAGACGGAGUGCGGGUGACGGAAGUAGAGGUUGUGGACAAUAAAAAUGGAACUUAUGAGGUAGGGUACACACUUAAAAGUGAAGGAGAGUUCUCGUUUUCUCUGAUGCUCUACGGACAGCCUGUGAGGGGCAGUCCGUUCAGGCUGCGGGCGAUAAAGCCGUCCGAUGUGCCUCAGUCUCCGGACGAUGUGAAGAGGAGGGUAAAAUCACCCAGCGGGACAGGAGGGCACAUCAGGCAGAAAGCAGUGCGGAGACCCAACAGCAUGUACAGCACCACUAAGAAGAAGGAAAAUCCUAUUGAAGAUGAGCUGAUUUACAGAGUAGGCUCUCGGGGAAGGGAGAAGGGAGAGUUCACUAAUCUACAAGGCAUCUCUGCCUCCACCAGCGGGAGGGUUAUUGUAGCAGACAGCAACAACCAGUGUAUACAGGUGUUUACAAAUGAUGGCCUGUUCAAAGCACGCUUUGGGGUUAGAGGUCGCUCACCGGGUCAGCUGCAGAGGCCAACAGGAGUGGCAGUUGACACAAAUGGAGACAUUAUAGUAGCUGAUUAUGAUAACAGAUGGAUCAGCAUCUUCUCUCCUGAUGGGAAAUUCAAGAAUAAGAUUGGAGCUGGCCGUUUGAUGGGACCUAAGGGUGUGGCUGUGGACAGGAAUGGUCAUAUCAUUGCAGUAGAUAACAAAGCCUGCUGUGUUUUCAUCUUUCAAUCCAACGGCAAACUAGUGACCAAGUUCGGAGCCAGAGGCACUGCAGACAGACAGUUUGCAGAAAAAAGUGGUGCAAAGUUUGCACUGGAGCAAAAGUUUAGUAAAUCUGGUCCUGUUUUCAGUCCACACUUUGUUGCUGUCAACAACAAGAAUGAAAUAGUGGUGACGGACUUCCAUAACCACUCUGUUAAGGUCUACAGUGCAGAUGGGGAGUUUUUGUUUAAAUUUGGCUCCCAUGGAGAGGGAAAUGGCCAGUUUAAUGCUCCCACAGGGGUAGCUGUUGAUGUUAAUGGCAACAUCAUCGUAGCAGACUGGGGCAACAGCAGAAUACAGGUGUUUGACAGCUCAGGCUCAUUUCUCUCCUACAUCAACACAAGUGCUGAUCCCCUGUAUGGCCCGCAGGGUCUUGCAUUAACCUCUGAUGGGCAUGUUGUGGUGGCUGACUCUGGUAACCAUUGCUUCAAAGUCUAUCGGUACCUGCAGUAAUGCACGGGUAAUGCACAGGGCCUUCUCCACCUCAAGCCCUUCCACAGGGUGCCACAGCCUCUCCAACGAUUUCAUCAAUGUUUGGAAACUUUUAUCAGCAAAGUCCUCCACCAAACCUGAGAGGAUGAAUCAAAUGAACAAAAGCACUUUUCUUUUCUCUUCUAUUAAAUUUCAUGUUUAAAAAAGGACUACUGCUCUACUAAACCAGGAAUGUAGAUUGUAAAUAACAGAAACCAUAUCAAUAAGCACAGAUUCUUACUGGACAUCAAUAUGUAAGUACAAGUUGUGUAUAAAUAAAAAAAAUAUAUAUAUAGCAAAACAUUUUAUCCAUGUUCUUUAACCCUUCCAGAAAAGUCAGGAAACUUUAUUUUCAAGAUUAUGAAAUUGGAGCCAAAACCAUCAAAUCAGUUCCUCCUCAGUGAUGCUGAGUAAAAAGAAAUAAAAAUAAUCUUAAUGGUUGAGUAGUGAUUAUUUGUCUUGUUUUCCAGUAAACAAUAUCUAAAAAUCCUAAGAUAAACUGUAUGUACUUUUGUAGAGAAUAAGACUUGUUUUCAGAGAAUUAUACACCGAUCAGCCACAACAUUAAAACCACCUGCCUAAUAUUGUGUAGGUCCCCCUCGUUCCACCUAAACAGCACCAACUAGGGAUGGGCGGAUCGAUCCUAAAGGAUUGAUACUUCCGAUACUGAUGUUGUAUCAAAAAUAUAGAUCCUCACAAAAAAUAUCGAUUCUAACAUUUUUGUUUUUUAACAAGGGAUAUUAUUAUUUGACCAUGAACAAUAAUCAGAAGCGUCAAAGUGAAAUAUAAAGGAUUAGGCUAUAUUAGCAAAUACUUGUGACGGAUGGGAACUAUUUCUUUUUUUUCCCUUUUUUUUGCCAAUGCAAAAUGUAGGAUGUAGGCAUGGGCAGGGGUGGGCUGAGCCCACCCAAACGUGAGCCUUGCCCAUCCAAUCAAAUAUUUUGGAAACAUGGUUUAUAUAAAUGAAUAUAUAUAUAUAUAUAUAAGAUUCUGUCCUGUCCUGUAUCAGGCUUCUCUUUUUUUUUUUUUUUUUUUUUUUUUAUACAAUUCCCACCCGGAAAAAAAACAAACGCAUAUUGUUAUAACUCUAACGUUGCCAAAUAUCUGAUUGACCUUUGGUUGGUUUCUUUAAUAAAGCGUUAACAUCCAUAGCACUUUCCACCGCAUGGAGCACAAGGGAUAAUUUGCAUGAAUUAGCCACCAACACCGUGCCUGUUUUGUUGGUCUUGCGCAAUACACGAAUAACAUUCUGUACCUUAAAUACAUUAAAUAAAUUUGAGGAACAUCUAUUUUGUUAUUUAGAUAUUUAUAUUUUGCGGGAGUCGCACGAGUCAUUUCUUUCUCCCGCUCCCACGCACACAUCAUCCUGCGCCGCACUCUGUUGCGCCGCGUCCCAUUGAUUCCGCGGCCAAUAUUAGCUGAUAGUACUGUACUUGAUCAUGACUCAUAGCUGGAUACAGUGUUUUGUAGGACAUGUGCUUCUGUUUCCCCUGUUGUUAAUUCAGUGUCGAUGAGAGAUGCUGUCUGUCUCCUUGUGUCUUACAUCUCUUUUGUAUACACAUUUUUACAAUGCUGUGAUGAGUUUUUUGUUUAUUGUUUGUCAUUGCGCUUUAAACUACUCUGUUUGCCAUGAAAAUAACCUUUGGUGCUUACAUGGCAUUACUUUCCAUUCAUCCAUCCAUCCAUCCAAAUUCCUGUGUUCGCUAAAUUACUUUACACAUAUAGUUUCACUGGUAAAAAUAUCAGUACCCUUUGCUACCCUACAAAGGCCAUACUCAUUAACUAACAUUGAAACUGAGAAAAAUUGCUUGAAUUAUUCUGAUGUGGAUUUUGUUGUUACUGCAUUUUCACACAAUAGUUUCUCUGAAUUUCAGCAUGUGAGACAAACUCGUCUGUCACCGGACAAAUCAUAAGAGACCUGUUUCAUUCAUAACUCUAUUUUGUGUUUUGCCUUUGUAGGGCAGUAUCAUUGCUUAUUACAUUUCUGUCAAACAGAAAGAAUUUUCAUCAUUUAAUAUUAUAUAAUUACUUCUUUAAGCAGUUCCUAUCUGUCAAAUUUUAGGUUCUUAAUCUUGAUCUCUCCAUCUAAUAUAUUUCCUUUCACUCCAUCAUUAUUUUCCUUCUUGAUAUUAUUUCUCUCCACUCCAUCCUUGCAUUCGUGGGGACUCUAAUUUGUCUUUGUAAUUUGCUUUAAGGCUGUAAUUCUAAUUACUCUAAAAGUGUAAAGUUGUCAGGGCCGACUUCAGUCUUAUGAUUAUAUGCAAUAAUUCAUAUAUUCAUAAGUGUAAAAUAUAGUUAUAUUGGGCCUUGAGAUCUUGACAGUUACGCCAUGUUACGCCAGUUAAAGUCAUUAAAUUAGUAGUCUGAGUAAAGUAGUCAGUUCGAACUUCUCUAUUGACCUCUCUCAUCAACAAGGCAUUUCUGUCCACAGAACUGCCCCUCACUGGAUGUUUUUUGUUUUUGGCACCAUUCGGAGUAAAUUCUAGAGACUGUUGUGUGUGAAAAUCCCAGGAGAUCAGCAGUUACAGAAAUACUCAAACCAGCCUGUCUGGCACCAACAAUCAUCCAUGAGAUUAUCUAAUCAACCAAUCGUGUGGCUGCAGUGCAUAAAAUCAGCAGAUACAGGUCAGGAGCUUCAGUUAAUGUUCACAUCAACCAUCAGAACAGGGAAAAAUGUGAUCUCAGUGAUUUGGACCGUGGCAUGAUUGUUGGUGCCAGAUGGGCUGGUUUGAGUAUUUCUGUAACUGCUGAUCUCCUGGGAUUUUCACACACA